Molecule: messenger RNA, 1441 nt
Organism: Scophthalmus maximus (turbot)
Lineage: Eukaryota; Metazoa; Chordata; Actinopteri; Pleuronectiformes; Scophthalmidae
Gene: hax1
Product: HCLS1 associated protein X-1
Exons: 7
Coding region: 133-1032 (299 amino acids)
Biological process (GO): regulation of actin filament polymerization; negative regulation of apoptotic process
Cellular component (GO): sarcoplasmic reticulum; mitochondrion; actin cytoskeleton
Source: RefSeq, a predicted model, not a curated record
AGAUCUAGAACACUUUACGACAGUGUUGACAACUGCGACUUUCUGCCGCUGGUGUAAACAUAUACACGCCUUCGUAUUGUUUUGUUUCGUUAAAGUCAUUAUUUAGUUUUGUACAGAAAAGGCUGUGGCGACAUGAGUGUGUUCGACUUAUUUCGCGGGUUCUUCGGAGUAACACCCGGGGGCCACUACCGCGGCCGAAGGGACCCCUUCUUCGAUGCCAUGACCCAUGAUGAGGAUGAUGAGGAGGAGGAGGAGGAGGAUGGUUUCUACUAUGACGGGCACCGGGGGGACCAGCAGCCGGAUCCCUCUGACGGUGCCUGGAGGUUUGGCUUCAGUCUGGGCCCAGAUGGGUUCAGGGCCCAGGAGCCUCCGGUGUUCGGCCAAGUCCUCCGGGAGAUGGAGGAGAUAUUUUCCCUAAUGGGCCGCUGGGACGGACAGCCAGAGUCUGGACACCUUGGUGUCCCCAGUAUCACGCCGUCGCCACCGUCUCAGGACAGAGUUGAGAAAGGAGGAGGAGGGGGAUCCAAUGGGAACACCCUGAGAGACUUUAUGUUUAAAACCCCUGACAGGGACCCAGGAGGGCCCCAACCAGGGCUGGCUGGAGAGCCCAGAUAUGAAAGCCGCCAAUUCUCCAAGUUCCAUGAGCUUUGGAGACAGGGGCUUGAGAAAACCCGAGCAGAGGAGCACAAAGGAGACAGAGACCUGGACUCUGCAGUGUCCUCCGGGGGCCUGGAUCGGAUUUUGACGCCACCUGCUGGUGAGACGCAGAAGAGCCAGCCCAAAAUCCGAUCAUUCUUCCAGUCAGUCACCGUCUCCAAGGUGGUGAAACCUGAUGGGACUGUAGAGGAGAGGCGGACAGUUCGAGACGGCCAAGGCAAUGAGGAAACCACUGUGACCCGCUCAGGAGGUCCUGGGACCCUGGAGGGACCAGACGAUCCAACUACACCUGUUCUGCCAGGUGGUCAACGCCCCUUUUCACACAUGCGGGAUGACGACUCCUUAUUUUCCAAGUUUUUCGGAGGGUUUAAAUAAUGUUGUAAAGUGACAUAUCCUCUCUGAGUGACCGUAGCUUUUAUUCUCUGAUAAUAUUUCAGUCGGAGUUUGUGUUUUUAAAGAAUUGAUCCAUACAUGGACAGAACACUUUCAUGAACUACAGUUGCCAAAUUUGAUUUGGAGUAAGGGUCACUGGUCUGAUGAUAACGCCGGGUUUACAACUGACCAUGAAGCUGUCAAGCCUGGAGAAACAUCAGGUCCUGAGCAUUUCACAGUUACAUGCUUUAUUUUUGUAUUAUGUAUGUGUGGGUGCGUGUAUGUGUGUGUGAGUGUUUGAUGAAUCAAAUAAAGGGUCUUAAUAUAUUUCCAAAAAAAGAAUUGUUCAUGUUAUUUAUUUUUUUACAUGUCUAUUUAAUAAAUAUUUUCUGCAGCUAGUCUUUGCUGUUCA